Messenger RNA from Insectozyma verbasci, 1611 nucleotides. NCBI's taxonomy places the organism in Eukaryota, Fungi, Ascomycota, Pichiomycetes, Serinales, Debaryomycetaceae. The record is from the annotation of a GenBank genome assembly.
AUGAAAUUUAGUUCAACAACUAUUGCUUUAACUUUAAUUUCGGCUUUAAGUGUUGAAGCUUUAACAAUUCAAAAUCCUUUAAACAAUUUACAACAAACUUUAAAAUUUGAUUUUAAUUAUGAUAAAUUAGUUGAUAAAUUUGAAAAUGGUAAAGAAAACAUUUUCAAAACUUUAUCAAAUGUCAUGAAUGAACCAUUGGAAAAUUUGUCAAAAGAAACUCAAAAAAUUUGGUCGGAAAUGUUGUUAAAUUAUCCUGAGACUGUUAGUCAAUUAAGUUUCAAAGUUCCACCAAAAUCAAAAAUUACUCCUCAAAAAUUUGAUUAUCAAGUUAGUGAUACUAAAUUACCUAAUCAUAGAUUAAGAGUUAAAUCAACUCCGGAAGAUUUAGGUAUUGAUUCCGUUAAACAAUAUAGUGGUUAUUUGGAUGUCGAAAACGAAGAUAAACAUUUCUUUUAUUGGUUUUUUGAAAGUAGAAAUGAUCCAAAAAAUGAUCCAGUUAUUUUAUGGUUAAAUGGUGGUCCAGGAUGUUCAAGUUUAACAGGUUUAUUUUUUGAAUUGGGUCCUUCAUCAAUUGGUGAAGAUUUAAAACCAGUCUAUAAUCCUUUUAGUUGGAAUAAUAAUGCGUCAGUUAUAUUUUUAGAUCAACCAAUUAAUGUUGGUUAUUCUUAUAGUUCUCAAAGUGUUUCAAAUACCGUUGCUGCAGGUAAGGAUGUUUAUGCUUUUUUGGAAUUAUUUUUUAAACAAUUUCCAGAAUAUUCAAAAUUAGAUUUUCAUAUUGCUGGUGAAUCUUAUGCUGGCCAUUAUAUUCCAGUCUUUGCUAGUGAAAUAUUAACUCAUCCUGAAAGAUCAUUUAAUUUGACUUCAGUUUUGAUUGGUAAUGGUUUAACUGAUCCUUUAACUCAGUACGAAUAUUAUCAACCAAUGGCUUGUGGUAAAGGUGGUGAACCAAGUGUUUUAGAUGAAGAUGAAUGUCAAGCUAUGGCUGAUUCAAUUCCAAGAUGUCAAUCUUUAAUUCAAUCAUGUUACGAUUCUGAAUCUGUUUGGUCUUGUGUACCAGCAACUGUUUAUUGUAAUAAUGCUCAAAUGGGUCCUUAUCAAAGAACUGGUAGAAAUGUUUAUGAUAUCAGAACUAUGUGUGAAGGUAACUCAUUAUGUUAUAAAGGUUUAGAGUAUAUUACUGAUUACCUCAAUAAACCUGAAGUUUUAAAAGCUGUAGGAGCUGAAGUUGAUAAUUAUGAUUCAUGUAAUUUUGAUAUCAAUAGAAACUUUAUGUUUGCUGGUGACUGGAUGAAACCUUAUUUCAAAAAUGUCAUUGAUUUAUUAGAACAAGAUUUACCUGUUUUAAUCUACGCCGGUGAUAAAGAUUUUAUUUGUAACUGGUUAGGUAAUCAAGGCUGGACUGAUAGAUUAGAAUGGAGUGGUUCAAAAGGUUUUUCAAAAGCACCAAUUAGAAAAUGGACUUUGGAUGAUAAACAUGUUGGUGACGUAAAGAACUACAAGCAUUUUACAUUCCUUAGAGCGUUUGGCGGCGGACAUAUGCUUCCGUUUAAUCAACCCCUUGCUUCUCUUGAUAUGCUCAAUAGAUGGAUUGGUGGUGAUUAUAAAUUUUAA